Closterium sp. Naga37s-1 is the source of this 855-nucleotide messenger RNA. The record is from the annotation of a GenBank genome assembly. Lineage: Eukaryota; Viridiplantae; Streptophyta; Zygnematophyceae; Desmidiales; Closteriaceae.
AUGGGUGACCGGACCGGAUGCGGGAGCGGGAAGCAUCAGCGCGGUGGGAUUGGCGGCAGCACGGGGAUCGAGUGGAAGGCUACCAACCCCGUGUUCACCCUCCCUUGCUUCACACGCGCAUCUGUCUCUGCACACUAUUCCUCCCCGUCCCCUGCGGGAGUGGUGAUCCAGGCUGCCCCACGUGUCAGCGCGGGCAGCGCUGCUCCUUCCGCGUCUCCGUUGCCAGGGCGAUGGGUGGUGAAAGCAGUUGGGUCACUCAGGUGGGUCUUCAACCGGUGCUCGCCCCGAGAGCUUCCCCCAUCCGAGUGGAUAGGCGCGUUACACGAGAGGGGUAUCCAUGAGAUGAGCAUUGUGGGUGACAGCCACCAGCGAUUCCUGGCGGCACAUCUGAGCUUCCUGCUCACCGCCCAGGCGGACAGGGGUGUGAAGCGGUGGCGGGACAGCCUGGUGUUCCACGCGCGUGACAGCAGCAGCCGCAUGCUGCGAAUCAACUUCCUCUGGAUCGAUGGGAUCUACAAGGAUGGGGAAUUUGGCUGCAUCCAUCGCAGCAGCACCACCAACCGAUUGGAGGCCUUCCCCGAAAUCUCCACCACUGCUGACGUCACUCUCUUUGAAGGAGGCUACUGGGCAGCUUCCUUCUGCCGCCAGCCCCUCAAGGCGCUCCGAGUGCACCUCGAGAAAUUCGCACUCUGGGCACUUGCAGCUGCGCCCGCAAAAGGAAGGGUUAUUUUCCAAACUAUCCCGUCUUUUCCGGUGGCGGGGGACCGAUGGAGGGGGGAGCGGAGGGGGAGGGAAGAGGAGGAGGUGGCGAGAGGAGAGGCGUGGGCGGAGAGGGGAGAGGAGUCGAGAGAUUAG